Messenger RNA from Musa acuminata AAA Group (dessert banana), 833 nucleotides. Its product is annotated as translationally-controlled tumor protein homolog. Bases 115 to 618 code for a protein of 167 amino acids. Gene Ontology annotation, cellular component: cytoplasm. The record is from RefSeq and is a predicted model, not a curated record. The transcript is spliced from 5 exons. NCBI's taxonomy places the organism in Eukaryota, Viridiplantae, Streptophyta, Magnoliopsida, Zingiberales, Musaceae. Gene Ontology annotation, molecular function: calcium ion binding.
CUCGGCUAUAAGUAGCCUUUCUCCCGGACGGCUUCGGCCUCCCUUCUCCUCCUCCUCUCGCCGCCCUCUUUUCGAGACGCUAGGGUUAGCGUGAUCUUAUUUAUAGGCGGAAGGAUGUUGGUCUACCAGGAUCUGCUGACAGCUGAUGAGCUAUUGUCCGAUUCAUUUCAUUGUAAGGAAAUUGAAAAUGGGAUGUUGUGGGAAGUCCAAGGAAAGUGGGUUGUUAAAGGAGCUAUCGAUGUAGACAUCGGAGCAAACCCUUCUGCUGAAGGCGGUGAAGAUGAGGGAGUCGAUGAUUCUGCUGUUAAAGUGGUUGACAUAGUCGACACAUUUAGGCUUCAGGAACAACCAUCCUUUGAUAAGAAGCAAUUUGUGACCUAUGUGAAGCGCUAUAUCAAGCUACUGACACCUAAACUUGAUGAAGAGAAGCAAGAGUUGUUUAAGAAACAUAUUGAAGGAGCUACCAAGUUCUUGCUUUCGAAGCUCAAAGAUCUACAGUUUUUUGUUGGUGAAAGUAUGCAUGACGAUGGCAGCAUGGUGUUUGCGUAUUACAAGGAUGGCGCCACUGAUCCGACGUUUUUGUAUUUUGCCUAUGGAUUGAAGGAGGUCAAGUGCUAAAGACGAUGGUACAUGUGCUUUGGAUAUCACAGUUUUUUUUAUUUGAUUUAUCUUUUAUCCAAGUGAUGUUAAGUAGAACAUGUAAAAUUCAAUUUUGGAAUUGACGUAACAUUUAAUCUGAGGAUUGGAUUCAUAAGAAGAAAAUAUUAAUUAAUUAUUAUGAGGGGCCAUCGAACAUUGAAGGAUUGAAUUAAAUUGAGUACAUAAUUUGCUUU